AUGGAGCGGUCGCAGAGCCGGCUCAGCCUGUCCGCCUCCUUCGAGGCCCUGGCGAUCUACUUCCCCUGCAUGAACAGCUUCGACGAGGAGGACGCGGAUGGUGAUGGUCGGAGACUGAAAGGAGCCAUCCAGAGGAGCACAGAAACUGGCCUGGCUGUGGAAAUGCCCAGCAGGACCAUCCGUCAAGCCAGCCACGAGUCCAUCGAGGACAGCAUGAACAGCUAUGGAUCAGAGGGAAACUUGAAUUUCAGUGGAGUCCAUCUGGCAUCUGCUGGGCAGUUUAGUGACUUCCUGGGGAGCAUGGGCCCUGCACAGUUCGUUGGCCGUCAGACCUUGGCCACCACCUCGAUGGGGGACGUGGAAAUUGGCUUGCAAGAGCGAAAUGGGCAGCUUGAAGUGGAUAUCAUUCAGGCUCGAGGACUGACACCAAAACCUGGCUCCAAAACACUGCCAGCUGCUUACAUCAAAGCUUACCUGCUAGAGAAUGGUGUGUGCAUUGCGAAAAAGAAGACAAAAGUGGCUCGCAAGUCUUUAGACCCUUUGUACAAUCAGGUGUUACUGUUUGCUGAGAGUCCCCAGGGCAAAGUAUUACAGGUGAUAGUCUGGGGAAACUAUGGACGCAUGGAGCGCAAGCACUUCAUGGGAGUCGCCAGGGUUCUCCUGGAAGAACUGGAUUUGUCAACUUUAGCAAUCGGCUGGUACAAGCUCUUUCCAACUUCCUCCAUGGUAGAUCCCACUACGGGCCCGCUCCUGCGUCAGUCCUCACAGCUUUCCCUGGAGAGCACAGUGGGACCCUGCUGUGACAGGUCUUAG
Molecule: messenger RNA, 813 nt
Organism: Cinclus cinclus
Lineage: Eukaryota; Metazoa; Chordata; Aves; Passeriformes; Cinclidae
Gene: RIMS4
Product: regulating synaptic membrane exocytosis 4
Exons: 6
Coding region: 1-813 (270 amino acids)
Biological process (GO): positive regulation of synaptic transmission; calcium ion-regulated exocytosis of neurotransmitter; regulation of membrane potential
Cellular component (GO): cytoskeleton of presynaptic active zone; presynaptic membrane
Molecular function (GO): small GTPase binding; transmembrane transporter binding
Source: RefSeq, a predicted model, not a curated record